GGCUAAGCUGUUCUGCGUGUAACUGUGUUUGACUUUGGGUCUGCGCAGCUCGCCGCGUCGCCGCAUCGCCGCCUGAAGCGGUGCUGUCCUCACCUCUUGUCUGAGGUUGUAGCGACCCGAAGGGAUCCGCGGGGGGCAACGUGGCGCCGGGAGGCGGCCCCAGCCGGCCCGGGGAUUCCCGCGUUCGCAGCCUGGCAGCCCCGCGCCCUCAUCUGCUCCCGACUCGCCCGGGGGCCACCCACUGCUCUCUGGAAGAGCGUGGCCUCCGAGGGCAUGUGGUCCGGACCCAGUGCUUUCGGUUUUCGGAAGAGCCGGGCCUUGAAGCCGAGGGGGCCGUGCUGGAGGUCCGAGUCCCGCAGGUCCUGCAUCUCCAGUAUGGAAUGUAUGUUUGGCCCUGUGCUGUGGUCCUGGCCCAGUACCUGUGGUUUCACAGAAGAUCUCUGCUGGGCAAGGCAGUCUUAGAGAUUGGAGCUGGAGUGAGCCUUCCAGGAAUCAUAGCUGGAAAAUGUGGUGCUUUAGUAAUACUGUCAGACAAUUCAGAGCUGCCUCACUGCCUGGAAAUCUGUCAGAAAAGCUGCCAAAUGAAUAACCUGCCACAGGUGUGCAUUGUGGGACUGACAUGGGGUCACAUAUCUCAGGACCUUCUGGCUCUACCACCGCAAGAUAUUAUUCUUGCAUCUGAUGUGUUCUUUGAACCAGAAGACUUUGAAGACAUUUUAACUACAGUAUACUUUCUGAUGCAGAAGAACCCCAAGGUCCAACUGUGGUCUACUUACCAGGUGAGAAGUGCUGACUGGUCACUUGAAGCUUUGCUCUACAAGUGGGAUAUGAAAUGUGUCCAUAUUCCUCUGGAGUCUUUUGGUGCAGACAAGGAAGAUAUAGCAGAAUCUGUCUUUCCAGGAAGACAUACUGUUGAAAUGCUGGUCAUCUCCUUUGCAAAGGACAGUCUCUGAAUUAUACCUACAAGCUGUUUUGGGACAAUGUCAAUGCUGAUAAACAACCUAGCAUGCCAACUAGGACUCAAACCACACUUCAGCCUCUUGAGAGUACAAGCAGUUUAUCUGAAGAUAGGCAUAGGCAGGUCUGUUGGCCUUGGAUUGUGAUGGGUCACCUAGAUAAUACCCAUCGGUUAAAGAGCCAGGAAAACAAACAUUAAAACACCUAUUAAGAAAUAAG
Molecule: messenger RNA, 1176 nt
Organism: Manis pentadactyla (Chinese pangolin)
Lineage: Eukaryota; Metazoa; Chordata; Mammalia; Pholidota; Manidae
Gene: METTL23
Product: methyltransferase 23, arginine
Exons: 5
Coding region: 381-953 (190 amino acids)
Cellular component (GO): nucleus; cytoplasm
Source: RefSeq, a predicted model, not a curated record